UUAAAUAGGACGCCGUAACUUUGGCAAUACCACAUCAGAUCACAAAGAUUUAGAACAGAGAGAAGAGUUUGUUAGCUUUACGUUACAUUGAUUGAUCGAAAAUGUACCGAGUUUUUUUCUGUACCGCUGCAAUAGUUUUAUGCAUGGUUGCCCUUUCAAUGGGAAAAACUAUUGAAAAAGGUGGAGCUCAAGCUCGCUCUGCCAGUAGACGACAGCUAGGUGGCAUCCUUCCACCAUCGUCUUGUUCAAGCAACUAUGAGUGUGAUUACCCAAAAAUAUGCCAUCCAGAAUUCGGCAUCUGCUACUCGGCUAUGCAAGAUCCUUCGCUCAAAAAACGUCAUGGUGGAAUGCUACCACCAACAUCCUGCUCAAGUGACUAUGAAUGCGACGGGUAUCAAGAAAUAUGCCAUCCUAAAUAUGGGUUCUGCUAUCGAGAAUAGAGCAGAAAACUGUAGAUCUGAAAUCGAAGUUUAAAUAUUGUAAGCGAACCUCUAGGUGAUUAUAUUCAUGUAAACUAAAUAAUGUAAAGAAAGCAAAAUGCCAUGUUGUAUGGAAGUUCUGUACUGACGCUAGACUGAACUGGUUUUCCUACUAGUUUGUAUGCAAAUAAUUCUACCUCUACCAGUGUAUUUUUGAGAAACACAAUGCUCAAACUAGAAUUGUGAAAGUGUACUAUUUAAAGAAAAAUAAAACUGAUCUCUUACUACGAGAAUUUAA
Messenger RNA from Exaiptasia diaphana, 717 nucleotides. RefSeq lists its product as uncharacterized. The transcript is spliced from 4 exons. NCBI's taxonomy places the organism in Eukaryota, Metazoa, Cnidaria, Anthozoa, Actiniaria, Aiptasiidae. The record is from RefSeq and is a predicted model, not a curated record. The coding region runs from base 102 to 440 and encodes 112 amino acids.